Caenorhabditis auriculariae is the source of this 2851-nucleotide messenger RNA. The record is from the annotation of a GenBank genome assembly. Lineage: Eukaryota; Metazoa; Nematoda; Chromadorea; Rhabditida; Rhabditidae.
AUGACCUUCUUUGGUUUUUUUUUUUUUUUUUUUCAAAUCUUCAAAUUCCAGGCGUUUGUACCCUCUUCGUGGUCACGAUGGCUGCUUCCCAACUCCUUGGCCGGAGCAUUUCAAAGGUUUAUAUUUCUCAUUUUUUUUAAAUACUGAAUUUAUGAAAAAAAAAACUAUGCAGAAAGGCAAAACGAACGUAGUGAGACCGGAAGUGACACCAAAAGGGAGCCCAUUUGACGGUAAUGUUGAUCAAAAGCAAAUAUGGGAGUACACAUGUUCAAAAAUACAUUUGCAGUGGACAAACUGGCCCUACCAGCGACGCGAAAAAUAUCAAAAGGUAGGUUGGGGGAAAUAUCGAAGACACCAGAGGUGGAGAAAUGGCGCCCCUAAGCGUUUUGAAACGUUUACAUUUCAAAACCGACGUAGGCCGCCAUGGCCAUUUCUUAAUAAGUCGCUGCCCAGGGCGCCCGGGGCUAAAACCGCGAUGGCAAAAAAACGCCAAUGGAGAAAAAAACGCGUAAAAAAAAAUUAAAGGCAUAGGGGCAGUGAAAAAUGGGGUUUCAGGUAAAAGCAGUAUCUUAUAUAGUUUUUCUUUGCGAAUCGAACUGUGUACUUAAACAAAUUACAGUAUCAACUUUAGAAGAAAAACACGAUUUUACUUUCCCGCCAUUUAUUUUUGAAAAAUGCUUUGGAUCGGCCUACGGACAGCUGUUUACAGUAGCCGAAAACGCGAUGUUGCGGACGUCUCAUUAGACUCGCAUUUUGUGAGUAAUAACCGGCUCUCUGCUUCAAAUUAAGGGUUUCUUUUUCUGAAAAAAACGUUUAGUAAAAACAAAAAAACACAUUGAUAAUAAAGGAAACACAAAAAUAACGCUAUUCCAAUCGAAACCGAUGUAAAAUCAUCAUUUUUUUCACCAGAGAAGCAUUUUUUUGCGAUCAAAGUUUGCAAAUUAUACAUGAAUAGAAAGCUUUUUGUGACGAAAAAGAAUUUUUGGUGACAACAGGAAAAAAAUUGAAAAUUGAAAGAAACGGAGAAAAAAAGCGAAAAAUCGAAAAAUGAGUCGAUCUUUUUUUGAGACACGCGAUCGCCUGUAGAACGAAUAAAUAAAAAGUAUUGAAGUUCAUCAAGAGAAAAAAACUGAAUCUCUUUCGUCGUCGGAAAGUUUGUGCACAGAUCUAUUUUUUUACAUCUAUUUUUUUGAAUAUGAAACGUCAUAUUCAAGCUCUUCUGAAAACCGUUAAUUUUGAAUCGUCCGUCAUCUGUUCUUUCCGGGGCUCUCUACCCACAGAUAUGUAGUUCUCCGCCUUAAGGAAGAAAAACUAUAACAACAUAUUAUAUAAAAAAAUUUAAGUAAAUAUCAUAAACACAAAAAAAUUGAAAAAAAUGAAAUGAUGCAAAAAAACUGCGAAACGCGAAGCAAUUGCAUAAUAAUCAAAAAAAUGCCAACUUUCGCCCAACUAUCGCGACGUGGCGAUGCACGCCAUCGCCGCAUAAUGACGUGGCUCAUUUCAUUUCAGAGGCCGCAUGGCUAGGGGCGGGCAUGUUGCGCCCUGGAGGGCCCCUCAUUUCUUCCACCUCUGGAAGACACACACUGACUUUUUCAAAGACAUUUCAGGAAAAAAAUCGGAUUUCAAAGGGUUAGAAAAAAAUGCGAAACUCUUGUGAAAAACAAAAAAAUGAAAUAAAUUUCCAAUACGGUUGACUUUACCUGAACAGAAAAUGAUAAAAAAAGAUUAUUUUUCAAGCUAUUUAAGAUCCUUCAAAAAUCAGACGAUGGCUUCGAAAGAGGACCAUCAUCUUUGAGGGCCAGCUUCAUUUCCAGAAUCAUUCAUUUCGCUGAGACCCCGGAAUCAGGUCGAUUUCUAACUCGUUUUUUUGGAAAAAUUUGUGAUUCUUAGGUUAUGGUAGCGAGCCUUCAGAAGAAGAAGAGGAAAGGAUCGAGGAGGAAUAUGCGAUUCUUGGCAAAGGAAGGGAAAAAAAGGCUUGGGAUCCCGAGCAAUGGUGAGUUUUUGGGGCAACUAGGGAAUGAUUUUUUUCGAUGAAAUAAUAAUUGAGAAACCCUAAAUCUUUACGAUUCCAGGAAGGUUUGCCAUACGAAUUACAAGCCUUCAAUUUUUUAAAUAUUAUUUUUUUAAGUUUCUUUUUAUCACUCUUCCAAGAUUUUUCUUAUCAUUUGCGAAAAACUUUUAGUGGCCACUAUAGGGUUAUGACGCUUUAAUGGCCUCUACAGUAGUCAAAUGGGUGACCACUUAAGGGGUUAAAAAUUAGCGGCCCCUAUAGAGGUAUAAAUGCUACUAAUAGACCACUCAAAAGUUUAGUGGUUAGGGGUCAAUGGAUCAACAUAACUGGUCCAAUUUGCUUUGAAAUUAUCAGAGUGACUGGAAGGAAUACUAGAUGAAAAACUACUGAAGUGGCCACUAAAUAGAGAACCUCUAUAGUGAUCUACUAAAAGGGAGAUUAGUGGCCACUAUAGAGGUGGGUGUAGCGGCCACUUUUAGUGUUCUCUCAAGUAGUCCUUGGCGAGCCUCUAUAGUGGCCACUUUAAAAUUUUCCCAGAUUUCCAUCUUUAAUCUCAAAUUAAAAAAACUUCUGAGGGAAAAAACCCACUAUCUUGUGGCGACACUGUCAAAGCAUUCGAUUUUUUUCGACUCGCUUUUUGCCAAUUUUUGGAAAUUAGGAGUUCUUUUUAACCCUUUACACAUUCAGAGAAUACGCUGAAGUGUUUUUAAUCGAUUAAGAAAAAAUUGAAAAAGUUCCAGAUCAAAAUUCCCCUUUUUCAGUGAUGAAACCCCUCCGAGUGAUGACUUGGAGGAGCUUGAUACGGGACCUGUUGCUGCAUUUGAAGCCAUUCCCGACUAG